GUGGCGGACGGUCGUGUUCACUGCGAAAAGUAUUUUAACUUAAUUUAUUUUUACCUGUUCAUAGUAAACUCAACCAUCUUCCUAAGCAAAUUAAGUUUAUUUUCAUUUAAAAACAUUCCGAUCAUUACCUGUGAAUUGCACUUGGUUACUACCAAAGAUUAAAAAAUCAAUACAGACGAGACAAUGUUUCGUUCACCGAACAAAUUGCACAAUUCGGAAUCAGACCUAACAAAUGUGAAGGAGACAAGUGGAACUGGAACAUCCUAUGUAAUUACCCGUAAGCGAAAACAUGAUCAAGAUCUGGAAGAAUUAUUCCGCUUAUUUACAAAGGACAUGCAGGAUACAAUAAAGAACUGGAAAACAGAUUUCAAUAAAGAAUUAACGAAAAAUACUAAGGAACUGAAACUGGAAAUAAAUAAUGUUCGUAAAGAAUAUCAAGAAAUGAAAUCCAGUAUUAAGGAUCUUAAUGUUAAACAGACUGAGAUAGCCCAAGAGGUCAAAAUUCUACAGAAUUCCUUUCAGUAUCAUAGUGAUCAAUACGAUGACUUUAACUUGAAGAUAACUCAGGUUACUAAUGACAUCAAAAAACUUGAAAUCAUGGAAAAGACAGUGGAAGAAGUAAAUCGGCAAAAUAUUAAAUUGCAAAGAGAUCUAAAUGCAAAUGAACAAAGAGAAAGACAAUCAAACGUGGAAGUUAUUGGUAUUCCAGAAACUAUCAAUGAAGAUCUACGUAGUUACAUGUCGAAAAUAGCUACCAAAGCGGGGCUACAGAUAUCCUUGGAUGACAUUCUUGAAGUUCAUAGAAUCACACCCAAAGUCCGAAUUCAAGGACGUCCUAGAAUGAUUAUUCUAAAAUUGAAAUCAAGACUUCUAAAGGAUAAUUUCAUUUCUAAGGUUCGCAAGUAUCAUCCCACAACUAAAGAUAUCGGAUUACCAGGUGAUGCGAAGUCAAUCUUUGUUUAUGAAAAUUUAACAACCUAUAACAAAGGCUUGUUGAAGAAAAUCAAAGAUAUCGCAAAAUCUAAGCAGUACCAAUUUAUAUGGGUAAAAAAUGGCAAAAUAUAUGUCAGAAAAAGCGAUACAUUUCCAGCUAUACAUAUAAACUCCGAAGAAGAUUUUACAAAACUUUAAAGUGUGCUUCAUGGACGUCUCAUAAGUAUGUAGCAUCAUUCGAUAUUUAUAAAAUUAACUCUCUGUGUGCUGAACGUAUUUUUCUACUCUCAUACUUCUUUCGUGCCCUGUCUGUUCUUAUAAUCUAUGAGUACACUAAUACAAAAGUGGUUAUUACUAAUACUGUAAGUGCAUCGUUAUUAUUCGUGCGCGGAAUAAGUGUGCAACCGGAAUCUCCGGUGAGAAUACUACGAAAUAAUAUGCUUUCCGGUGACACUUGUAAUUGCGUA
Messenger RNA from Achroia grisella, 1400 nucleotides. RefSeq lists its product as uncharacterized. The transcript has a single exon. The record is from RefSeq and is a predicted model, not a curated record. NCBI's taxonomy places the organism in Eukaryota, Metazoa, Arthropoda, Insecta, Lepidoptera, Pyralidae. Bases 184 to 1131 code for a protein of 315 amino acids.